CACACAUGAAAACUUAUGUGCCUUUGAAGCAUGCCUGCAUACGAAUGGCUUGAAGAAUAACUGGUAGAAAACGAACAAACAAACGGUGCUGUCGCGAAUACAACACUGCCUGCAAUAUUUUGAACGAUAAAAACAUCAACACUGUCCACUACAAAACGGCAACACAAGAUUCAGCUCAUACCAUCAAUAUCAAACACGUUGGUGGAGGUUCGUAAGUUAUUCAUUCACGGUCAACCGCAAAAAAUAAUAGACAACGACUGUACAAAUUCUAUUGCUUUGUCGCUUCACUCAAUACACAAUAUUUUGAUUCUCUACCGUUGACAAUAGGAGAAAUACCGAACACUUCGAACUCGUUGAUGGAAGACAUCGCUUAUUUCAAAAGGGACCUCUAGGACGGCGACGUCGUUGGCGAACUUACCAAUGAAGGCUGUUAUGUCUAUGCCUGGUGACUGCAUGCAGAACGAGACCGUCACAAAUAUCACCAGCUACGACGUUUUGGUAGACCCAUCGGUAGAAGGUGUAGUAGGAGAGUACCAACUCGACAAUUAUAGUAAAAAUGUUGGAAACAACCGAUUGAAAGUCUUUCUAACUUUGUACGAACAAGAUUACGAUCGAGCACGUCGACACAAUGAUAUUGCGCGCUGCGAAUCAAUUGUAGACGAAAUCCUCCACACACUCAAUACAAAAUGUGUUCCUACAGGACGAUUUCUAAUCAACUCAGCAUCGAACCCGAAUGAUGCUAUUUGGAACCUCAUGGGGGAAUACCAAUCAAAGCAGCUUAUUCAUGGUAUGUUGUUUGGUGUCCUUCCUCCAGCGUCAUACCUCCGCCAACAGCACCAAAUUCAAGAACACCAAGGGGUGGAACAAUGUAACAGCAAUAGUAACGGAAAUAACGAGGCAGAAGAGCAUAAGCGUAGACGCAGAUCAUCUCUUUUGCGUCGAUCCACAUCGGAUAGUUUUUUGAACGAUUCAAAGAAAGUCCUUAGAUAUGAUCAUCAACUUCAAAACCAGAGGCAAGAGAAGUUUGGGCAAGACCGCAGAAUGAGUAAGGAAGAACCGAUCUGGUCUUCAAGUCGCCAGCUGACUGCGAACGGAGUUGUUUCAUUGAAUCGAAUGGAUGUCAUCCUAACAUCUAAUCGCAAAGCAUUGGACCCAAAUUGUCAAAGCAUUGGAAACAAUCGCCUUCACAUUCUUGUUGCAAUGCAGUCAGGGAAGUAUCAACUAGCCAAUGAUCGACAAAAAGAAGCAAUUCUGGACGAAGUAAUACAAACAGUCAAUUCUUUUUGGAAGGGAAGAUUUCUCACUGAAUCGAUUGGUGGCUCCUACGAAUUGCUUGACAACGCAGAUGCCAAACGAUCCCUUCGAAACAUAUUUGAUAUGAGGUCGGGUCAGAAUCUCUUUUCGCAAUCAUCUUCCCCUGCAAUAAACAUUCCGUCGAAUACUGUUUCAUCUCGGCUCAGUGGAUCUCAACUUAUGGGGCGUAACUCCGGCAUCCAUGCUCUCGGAAAGAUGAACAUUAGCAGUUCUGAAAGCCUUUCUGGAAGUUUUACGAAUGUCAUGAAUGACAUGAACGAUGCCAACCGGUUUAGGCAAGACACUAUGAACGCGAUGAGACACGCUUCAGCUUCCUCUCUUCCGGUUGGUAACACUGGUAUGAUAUCGAACGAUACAAAGAAGAUUCUUCGACGACAAUUGUCUUCUUCCGUCGUUCCCAAUCUUACACAAUCGAAGACCUUGCCCAAUAUCGAGCCACCAGUAGGUUUGUCGGGAAUAGAUGAUUUGAGGUCUGCAGCGAUCAAGAGUCUUCAGAAACAAAAGGCACGGCAACAGGUAGCUAACCGACUCGAGAAGGUUGCAAUGAGGAACAGCCAACAACAAUUGCAUCAGCAGUUUCAGCAACCUAACAACGCAAAUAAUACGAAUGGGGUGAAUUACAACAGCAACGGCAAUAUGAAUUUUUCUUCCUUCUCCAUGGGUGGAGGAGCGAAGAGAAGACAGAGUUCUAUCUUUGGCGCAUUGGAUCCUUCUAUGAUGGACGAGAUAGUAAGUGGGUGUUUUGACGACGAGGACGACUAAACAAUGGCGGCUGCAUAAUAUUGUUGGAAGAAAUUGGGAAACGCAAUGCUGCUCGAUAAAUUCGAAGUUCUGUAUUCAUGUCAAAUAAAUAUUAGAAUUAAUU
Pseudo-nitzschia multistriata is the source of this 2179-nucleotide messenger RNA. Lineage: Eukaryota; Bacillariophyta; Bacillariophyceae; Bacillariales; Bacillariaceae. The record is from the annotation of a GenBank genome assembly.